AUGCGUACGACCAUGGACAGCCUUCCCACGGAAUCUGUCAGGCAUAUAGCCGAGUUCAUACACCUUGAACAUCCCCGUAGUCUGUGUGACUUCUCGCUGGUCAACCGGAGGUGCCACGCAGCUGCAAGCACUUGGAAACUCCGCAACAUCCGCUUCGACGUUACUAGCCGGACGAAGCUUCGGCACGAUGUUGAAAGGUGCGUUGAAAUUCUUCGUCAGAGCCAGAGUCUGCAACAUGUGCGCGGGCUAGAGAUCAACGGGAUGAUGCCACGGCGGCUGCAGGAUGAGCUCCCGGACCAAGAACAAGAUUGGACGCUGAACGAUGACACUUGGUACGGUACCGAUGAGGUCUUCGGCGAUAGUGAGGACGCCGUGUUUGUUGCCGAUGGCCCUGUAGCCAUCCUACCCGAAGAGGAUGAGGCUUGGGCCCCAGUAGUCGAACUACUGCACCUGCUACCCCGUCUCAAGCAUUUCGUUUUCAACUGUACCAACCAGUUUCCCCCCUGUUUGCUGGCUGCCCUCCACGAACACCAAUCACAGUGCGCGCUACAUCUUGGGAAGUUCCGGUUCCGCAGCCUCGGUCAGGAUACCCCAGACGCGCAUGAAAUGGCAGUGGCCACGUCCUCUUCACUACAAAGCAUUGGCGUGCGAUGGGUAUUUCGAGAUUCUAAUGGCCUCGACGACUACAAUGAAGAGGCGGUGGUGAGCCUCAUCGGGGGCUUAGCCCCAAACUUGAAAACCCUCAGGAUGGUGCAUUGUAGGGCGGCGUCCUCAGCGGCCUUGCAUCGCGCUCGAGGUACUCCUCGCAAGCCUUGGAGCGGCUUUGGAAAGGGAUUCUGGACCAACCGUCUGCCAAAGGGUUCAGAGACUGUUCCGGCAUCUCUCGAGUCCUUGACACUGAGUGGAUAUGGUCCGAUAACAUCCGAGUAUCUCGUUAAAUGGCAGAAACACACUCCAUUUGCGGCACUACGCUAUCUUGACCUUCAAGCGGGCGUCAACGGUGAAGCAUUGCGAUGGGCAGCUGUAAAUGCUUCCUUCCCUCAACUCAGUGAACUAAGGAUCAAGAUUGACCGCGACGAUGAGACAGAGCCUAAGCCAGAUUUUGCUUCCGACUGUGUGGCAUUUUUCUCCAGCCUGCUUCCCCUCGACAAACUACUGCUUUCAGGCUCAAUAGAUCCUGAAGUAUUCGACUGCAUCGUCGGCCGUCAUGGCAAGACCCUGAGGCAGCUCUCCCUCUCGCCACACGAAUCAUCAUAUUCAACCACACGCUGCGAUCGCCCGACCGUGUUCACUAGAGACGAUGUAAUCCAACUUCAAGCAUCUUGUCCCGUCCUAGAAGAGCUAGCAAUGCCAAUAAAGCGCUACAAAGGAGGCAAGCCCGAAGUUGAAAUCUACCGGACGCUGGGUAAAAUGAAAUGGCUCACGACUUUGUUCCUGAACUUGGACUGCUCCAACACAUCUGUUUUGCUUGACGGCGAUGAGACACCAAAUGAUCCCUCGUUCGACAGUUAUAUGCAGGAGUUCUGGGGUUCUGGUUUGCAAAGACGUCCAAGAAAUGGGCAUGUUCGUGAUGCCCUGGUCAACUCUGCUGUUGACGAACGUCUAGCGAGAGCUAUUUGGGAUACCAUUAGUACCGCAAGGGUCGGCAGGUCACUCAAAUCAUUGAAAUUAUGGGCGCACAGCGGUGCCAGCUUUGGAGAUAGCAGUUACCAAACCGACCUGAUGAAUAUGAUUCAGCACCUCAGUCGAGCAUAUCUUGUAGAGCGAAGCGUGCGAGAUGACGACGAUAGCAUAUCAGUACAAGAGCUCGGUAAACGAGCACGAGAGGCGAGAGACGAAAUGGAACGCCAGCGCGAGCGAGAUAUAGAAAGGCGAUGGGGUGACAAGCGCACCGACGAGCGCCCAGGUUUGGCUUUGCAAAUCUUCCGGAGAAUAUGGCCAGCCAGAAACGGAAGCCAGGAUUGGCGCGCCGAUUGGGAGAGCCUUCCAUUGCAAAUUUGA
Messenger RNA from Neoarthrinium moseri, 2001 nucleotides. RefSeq lists its product as uncharacterized. Bases 1 to 2001 code for a protein of 666 amino acids. The transcript has a single exon. Lineage: Eukaryota; Fungi; Ascomycota; Sordariomycetes; Amphisphaeriales; Apiosporaceae. The record is from RefSeq and is a predicted model, not a curated record.